This is a messenger RNA of Polistes dominula (European paper wasp), 1470 nucleotides long. RefSeq names its product tRNA-splicing ligase complex subunit FAM98B. Gene Ontology annotation, cellular component: tRNA-splicing ligase complex. The record is from RefSeq and is a predicted model, not a curated record. NCBI's taxonomy places the organism in Eukaryota, Metazoa, Arthropoda, Insecta, Hymenoptera, Vespidae.
ACAUCUACUUCAAUCUUACCGGUGACGGCCAUAUUGCUCGCCGCUACUUGGAUUAGAAUGAAACAUAUGGAAAAAAAUUUAUUACAAGCGCUCGAAAAUGUCGGGUAUCAAGGUCCAUUGCUCCAAAUUGAUAAAAUGUCUGAAGCCUUGGAGCUUGGAGCUAAAUCUAUCGAUUAUACUAGUUUAGUUUCUUGGCUUGCUGAUCAAAUAGGAAAAUUAAUGAAUAUAGACGAAACUAUUAAUCCUACUAAUAACUCAGACGACGCAAGUUGUUUCUUGUUAGAGUUGAGUUGUUUCCUUAAAGAAAUAGGAUGCGUUAAUCAAAAUUUAACUACUGGAAACAUUAAUAAUAGAUUAGCCGACAAGGGAAGCAGGACUUUGUUAAUAGAAAUUCUAGUUUCCGAGCUUAUGGCUUGUAAAUUAUUGCAAGCCGAAGAAAAAGAAACUGAUGCGGGUAUAGAAGUUGUUAUUAAAGAAAGUGAUACCGCAAGACAUCUAAAGGAGAUGUUAAUAGCAUUGCAAUUUCCAAAAGCACCAGAUAAUAUUACUGUGCAAAUGUUAUUUACAAGAUUAGAAACUAAAUUAAAAGACGUAAUAUCAAAAGUUCCUAAUGAUCUUUUGGGUAAACCUUUAAUUUUUGGUGAAUUAUCUACCGAUCAGUGGAAAAAACUUAACGAUUAUAAUAAUGAAUUACAUAAAGAAUAUGAGAUGCGCAGAGAAAUGUUACUUAAACGAUUGGAUGUAACUAUUCAAUCAUUUCUGUGGUCAGAAAGAGUGCGAGUACAGGAGAAAGAAUUAAAUAAUAAAUAUCUUUCGGGAAGGGCAAAACUGGGUAUAAAGCCAAAUGUCGUUAUUGCUGAUCUGUUAGCAGCACGAGAUGAUUUAGCAGUGAUAGAGAAGACUAGUAACGCAGUUGUACGUAAAAAUACUCGAAGUAACAUAAAUAAGGUUAUCAUAGGAGAUGUUCCGGAUCGUGGAGGAAGACCUUAUGAACAAGAACCUCCUCCUCCAGAAAUGCCACCAUGGCAGAAAGAUAGAGUUGCAGGACCUCCAUCCAGUGGCGGAUACAAUAGAGGAGGAGGAGGCAAUGUCAGUGAACGAGGUGGUAGUGCAAGAGGAGGAGGUAGAGGAGGUGGUAGAGGAGGAGGAGGAGGCGGAGGAGGAGGUGGAGGUUAUAGUGAUAAUAGAGGAGGAGGUAGUUAUGGGAGUGGUGCUGGCUAUGGGACUGGUGGAAUGGGAAAUAGUUAUGGGAAUAGUGGUUGUGUCAAUCCUAGAAAUGAAUCAGGUUACGGUAGCAGUGGAGGUAAUUAUGGUGGAAAUAAUUAUAAUGUUAAAGGUACCAGUAAUUAUGGAAAUUAUAGUCAAGAUUAUCAACAGCGCGGUAAUUCAGGUAGAGUUCAAGGUGGAUGGAAUCAAACUGGCAGAAAUCCCAAUCAAAAUACUUAUGGUUCUAAUAAUCAUAUGUGGUGA